Molecule: messenger RNA, 931 nt
Organism: Dentiscutata heterogama
Lineage: Eukaryota; Fungi; Glomeromycota; Glomeromycetes; Diversisporales; Gigasporaceae
Source: the annotation of a GenBank genome assembly
AUGAAUUGGGAUAUUAAAUAUCAUAAGGGUGAAUUUACUGUUGAUGAGCUAAAAACUAUAGUUCAAAGUUUAAAUCAAGAGCAAGAUAGUAAGGUGAUCAUGAAACAGAAUCAGGUUUACUGGCAUCAUCACUUUCCCGAAUUUAAGAAAAACUAUUUACACGACUAUCCUAGAUAUCGCGAGCUUUCUGACUACAAACAGGAGCUUUUACAACAAUCACAAUUAGUUUUAUCUUCAACUACACCAGAAAAUACAGACUUGCUUCAAAGAAAUAUUGCAUUAAUUUCUGAUAAAGAAGAGCUGCUUAGAAUAAAUAAUGAAUUAACAAUUAGACUUCAAGAACUUGAGACAAACAAUGCUCAAUUAAUCGAAACAAACAAUCAAAUAACAGAAUUGAACAAUGGAUUAAAGAUUGUUUUACGUGAUGCUGAAGAUGAACGAGAUAAUUACAAGAUGUCAAAUUUUGCUGAAUUUAAUAAUUUUGUUAAUAAUUACAUAUUUGGAUUGUUCAACAUGUUAGCACAAUAUCAAUUUUUAAAUUAUUUAGUCAAAUUUAUUAAUACUUUUAAUUUGGUAUUAGUGAUUCGAAAUAAUAAUUAUGUGCAGAUAAUUUAUAAAAAAUUUAUUUGGCCUUUAUUUGCAAUUCCAUAUGUUUGGUUAACUGAAUACAAGCGUGUUCGAGUUGCUGAAAUUAUUUUUGUUAAUAUUCUAACUGCUUAUUUUAUAGUAUACUUAACUUUAUAUUUGAUUUUUAUUGUAUUUUUAAAAAGUAACUGCUGUUCAGUAGCAGCUAUUUUAAAAUCUAUUCAAGAUAUUAUAUUUGAUGAACAAAAAUGUAUUGGAUUUUUAAUUGAAAAAGAAAUCAUAUAUAGAAUUGAGAAUUGUAAAAUAUGCAAUUCAGAAAUAUAUCAAGAAAAUAAAAUAUAUCGAU